Molecule: messenger RNA, 510 nt
Organism: Symbiodinium sp. CCMP2592
Lineage: Eukaryota; Dinophyceae; Suessiales; Symbiodiniaceae
Source: the annotation of a GenBank genome assembly
AUGCUUGUCGCCCACUGUCGUGAUAUUCCUGUGAGUGGAGUUGAUGCUCUCCCUUUGUCAGGGCAGCUGACAAAGCACAGAGCUCGUGCGGGCGCUUCCGCCAGUGCAGUGCAGGAAGAGCAAGAGGAACCUCUCGUUACUGACGCCGUUUUCUCUGGAUUUGCUCUUCCACGGCUGGCAACCGAAUGUGUUGGGGUCACGGCUCGCAAAACCGCUGUCCUGCGUGUCCUGGCGCUUCCGCAAGCGGCGCAGCUCGCGAUACUGGAUCGGCGGACGAGCCCGGUGUACAAGUACACUGUCCCACCGAAGGCCGCUGCAAACACCUGCUUCGUGCUCUCGGCAUGUCUUCGCAGACUCUACGGUCUGCAGGUGCGCGGACGCUUGCAUUCCGCCGAAGAAUGGACAUCCGACGCACUCUACGAAACGGGCUCCGACACGGAAGGCAGUGACACGGUCGGGGACUCGGUGCCUGUCGGUUGCGAAUCCGCGAUGGACCGUAACCAUGGUUAG